AAAACGUUACAAAAAAACUUACCACCCUCUUCAGCACGUGCAGCUCUAUCUAUCCGGGGCCAACGCUUAUUUUGUUAUUAUUUUAUUGACGGUUUUUCAAAACAAUAAAAAAAAUAGCAAUCUUUACAACUCUCAAUUAAAAUUGUUUGUUUUUUUUACUCAAAAUUCCAAUAGAUAACCUUCGUCUAUUUAUCUAUUUAUAAGUUGCGUUGAGUGACAUUUCUCCUACCCACAUAGUUUUUCAUUCAUUAUUUUUGAUUCGUCUACUUUUACUAAUUGGGUGUGACGAAAUCGUGCGAGGCCGGUCAGUAACCAAAAAAAAAAAAAUAUUUAUCUUAUUAGAAAAUUUUAUAAAUAAAAAUGGGUAAGAAGCAACAACAGAAGAAAAAACAACAACAGCAAACUCAAGGCCAGCAACAACAACAACAACAGCAAUUGCAUCAAGUGUCUACCGACCAACAGCCGACAACUUCUGCUGCCAAAGAAAUUGCCGGUGGCUCAUUCAAACGCAUUUCUGCCCAAAAACGAAAUGAGCUCAAUGAGCUUGUUAUGAAUCUGCGAAAGAUUACUUUCUUGCGCAAAUUUAAUCCAAAUGAGCAAUGGCAGGAUUAUGUUGAGAUGCAGGCAAUUCUCGAGCGCAUCCAGACGAUUGAGAGUUGUCUUAAAUUUAAGGGAUCCGGGGGUAAAAAUCGUGCUGCCAAUGUUGAGGCAUUUAAUAAAUGGGCUGACGAAAAUGAUGUCAAACACGAUGGUGUUCGAAUCGCUGAGUUUCCUGGAUUCGAUUUGGGUUUGGAGGCAACUAAAGACAUAAUAAAAGGAGAUCCGAUUAUAAUUGUUCCAAGGAAGCUUAUUCUUUCGGAAGAGUUACUCGGAUCCAGAAUGUCUUUGUUGCCUUUUGAACCCAAAAUGAUGUCGAAUUUGAAGUUGACUUAUGUGUUGAUGUGGGAAAAGGUCAAUCCGGAGAGUUUCUGGAAACCUUACAUUGACCUUUUGCCGGAGAAAUAUUCAACUGUGUUGUAUUAUUCGGUGAAUGAUAUGCAAGAGCUGAAGGGAACCAGUGCAUUGUCACAAGCCAUUGCACAGUGUAAGAAUAUUGCGAGACAGUAUGCUAUGAUGUAUCAGAAUUUUCAACAAAUGAAGCAAAAAAGUGUGCUGGCAGAGAGAUUCAGCUAUGAUUUAUACAGGUGGGGUGUUUCUACGGUAAUGACAAGAGAAAAUAUCAUCCCACGAUUAGAUCAGCCUGAAGAUGAAGAUUCAACUCAUGGUUUCGAUACAAUAGCUUCGCUGAUUCCUUUCUGGGACAUGGCGAACCACAAAGAUGGAACUAUUACCUCCUUUUUUAAUAUGGAACUAUGUCAACUAGAAAGUUCUGCACUAACAGACUUUCAAAAAGGUGAACAAAUAUUUAUUUACUAUGGCGAUCGUUCAAAUGCUGACCUACUUGUGCACAAUGGUUUCGUUUAUCCAGACAAUAAAAAAGACAGUGUUAGCAUAAAACUUGGCCUAAGUAGCUCUGAUGAGCUGCUAACCGAACGUACCAAACUCCUUGAAAUGCUAGAAAUACCAAAGAAUACGGAACUCAAAGUCUUCCAAGCGCCUCUCUUUAUCUCACCGAAAUUGCUAGCAUUUGUUCGAAUUUUUAAUAUGAACAAAGAGCAAUUGGAACAUUGGAUAGAAAAUCGAGCUACCGAUCUGUUUCACAUCGAUUGCGCGCUAGAAACUAGUCUUGAGUCAAAAACGUGGCUGUUCCUUCAAACACGACUGAGCCUUCUAUUAAGAGUUUUUCCAACCACGUUGGAAGAAGAUGAAUUAGCAUUACAAAACCAUGAAAAGGGCCAAACAAAAGUGGGUUACUUAAAGGCCCUAAUCUUGCAAUAUCGAAUUCUUGAAAAACGAAUCCUUACAAAUGCCCUAGAUUAUGCCAAACAACGGACAAAAGCUUAAAAGAGCAGUGUUCAACAAACAACUCAUUGAAUGUUGUUGCAAGUUCUUGUCGAAUCGUAAAGCCGAAUAUAUAUUUUUGUAAUGUUUUGAGCAUUUUAUAGUCAUAUCAUAAAUAGAGUGUGUUAUCCUUGUUUGGAUUUCUUGGUGCAUUUUUUUUGUUUGACGGAAUAAAAAAAAAAGAAAAGUGUGUGUUCUAUAUUAGGUUCAAAAAUUAAUGUGUUUAACUCAGUUGUUUUUUAUUAAUGAACAAAUUAAUGUAGCUUGAGUGUUUUUUUUUUAACAUUUUUUCAUCUUCUAAUUUUAUCUCGUAAUAUUUAUUUUCAUUUUUUUAAAUUUACUUAAUUGGAUAC
Molecule: messenger RNA, 2294 nt
Organism: Episyrphus balteatus (marmalade hoverfly)
Lineage: Eukaryota; Metazoa; Arthropoda; Insecta; Diptera; Syrphidae
Gene: Setd3
Product: actin-histidine N-methyltransferase
Exons: 3
Coding region: 361-1944 (527 amino acids)
Biological process (GO): peptidyl-lysine dimethylation; peptidyl-lysine trimethylation; positive regulation of transcription by RNA polymerase II
Molecular function (GO): protein binding; histone H3K36 methyltransferase activity; protein-L-histidine N-tele-methyltransferase activity
Source: RefSeq, a predicted model, not a curated record